AUGUUCUCCAUGCUGCAACCCAGAGAAGAUGAAGAAGACAACAGAGAAAGCGAAGAGCUGAACCAAGCGGUAUCCGAGGACGAUUACCAAACCCUAGAUAACCUCUUGUCCCAAGACAGGGACAAGAGGUUCAUCAACCGCAGGAGCGGCUGGGGCGUACGCAGCACCCCACUGCGCCUGGCCGCCACCAAGGGCCACAUCAAGAGCGUUAAGGUCCUCUUGGCCCACGGGGCAGAGGUGGGCAGCCUGGAAGACAUGAAGGCUCAAACCCUGCUCUUCAUGGCGGUCAGCAAUGGCCACCAGGAAUGUGUGAAGGUCCUCCUGGACGCGGGGGCCAAUCCUGCCAGCAGCAUCUACAACUGCUCUCCGCUGCUCAUUGCCGCGAGGGACGGGGACGUGGACAUCCUGUGGCAGCUCUUGGACCACGGCAUAGAAACCAAUAUUCAAGCGAGGCUGCAGUGGGCUGCCAAGUUGGUGGCUUGUUCUGGUCCCCUCUACCUUGCGACCAUGUACGGGCAUCUGGAGUGCUUUAAGAUGCUGUUGCUUUAUGGUGCUGUUGCUUUAUGGUCCAACUGUAACUGCACUGAGGAGAGAGUGAUUGCCCAGAUCAAGGAGCCCAAGACUCUGCUGGAAACCUGCCUGAGGCACGACUGCAGGAGCGAGUUCAUUGAGCUGCUCAUUGAUUUGGGAGCCAACAUGUACUUGCCCAACGUCAUGGUAGACGAGACAGCAUCCCACAGCCAGGGCCUGGAGCUGCUGCUGCAGGCGAGAG
Molecule: messenger RNA, 772 nt
Organism: Fulmarus glacialis (Northern fulmar)
Lineage: Eukaryota; Metazoa; Chordata; Aves; Procellariiformes; Procellariidae
Product: ankyrin repeat and SOCS box protein 12-like
Biological process (GO): protein ubiquitination
Cellular component (GO): ubiquitin ligase complex
Molecular function (GO): protein binding
Source: RefSeq, a predicted model, not a curated record